UCCGGGGAGAGCGGAUAUAGUGAAUGCAGGGUCCGGGGAGAGAGGAUAUAGUAAAUGCGGGGUCCGGGGAGAGCGGAUAUAAUGAAUGCAGGGUCCAGGGAGAGCAGAUAUAGUGAAUGCAGGGUCCGGGGAGAGCGGAUAUAGUGAAUGCAGGGUCUGGGGAGAGCGGAUAUAGUGCAUGCAGGGUCCGGGGAGAGCAGAUAUAGUGAAUGCAGGGUCCGGGGGAGAGCGGAUAUAGUGAAUGCAGGGUCCGGGGAGAGCGGAUAUAGUGAAUGCAGGGGUCCGGGGAGAGCGGAUAUAGUGAAUGCAGGGUCCGGGGAGAGCGGAUAUAGUGAAUGUAGGGUCCGGGGAGAGCGGAUAUAGUGAAUGCA
Molecule: messenger RNA, 371 nt
Organism: Staurois parvus
Lineage: Eukaryota; Metazoa; Chordata; Amphibia; Anura; Ranidae
Source: the annotation of a GenBank genome assembly